Drosophila rhopaloa is the source of this 667-nucleotide messenger RNA. RefSeq names its product papilin. Lineage: Eukaryota; Metazoa; Arthropoda; Insecta; Diptera; Drosophilidae. The transcript has 3 exons. Gene Ontology annotation, molecular function: serine-type endopeptidase inhibitor activity. Bases 1 to 594 code for a protein of 197 amino acids. The record is from RefSeq and is a predicted model, not a curated record.
AUGGACCAGUGGACAGAGGUACUGCUGGACGAAUGGACCAGUGAACAGGGGGACAGAUGGACCCGUGGACCCAUGGACACCUGGAUGGACUGGCAAAAAGACUGGACGACCGGGCACUCAAUCUUUCAAUUUGAGCUGCACUUCAAUCAGUUCGGCUCGGUUCACUUCGAAGUCGUAGUUAUGUGGGUUACCUUCUUGGUGUUGCUCUGCGGAUUUUUCUGUCGAACCGUUGAAUGUAAGCGUGGUACGACUCCAACUAUACAUGUAAGACGUCUAACAAGGAUAGGAGGAUUCGAUAUCCUGCAGGAGAGAUGCCUAUUUACACCCAGUUACGGAACGUGCAAAAAGUUCAUCAAGGUUUUCGGCUACAACCUGAUGACCAAUAGAUGCACCGAAUACAUCUACAGCGGAUGCGGUGGGAAUCCGAAUCGGUUUGCCACUGAUAGCCAAUGUCGGAACACGUGUUUUGUGGUUCGAAAAAGGGUUACCGUUUCCGAACCGGACUAUUAUGAAGAUGAAGACGCCACGGAAGCGAUUCAAAUAGAUAAAAGAAAACUGAGCCGUUUACGGGGUAUCGGUAGAAUAAAUGGCUAGAUUUGGGUUUUUUACAAAUCUAUUACCUUAAAUAUGUCAUAUAAUAAAAAUAGGUAUAAUUCAGUUUACAGUA